This is a messenger RNA of Hypomesus transpacificus, 2526 nucleotides long. It is a transcript of the gene heatr3, whose product is annotated as HEAT repeat containing 3. The transcript has 15 exons. NCBI's taxonomy places the organism in Eukaryota, Metazoa, Chordata, Actinopteri, Osmeriformes, Osmeridae. The record is from RefSeq and is a predicted model, not a curated record. Bases 154 to 2187 code for a protein of 677 amino acids. Gene Ontology annotation, biological process: protein import into nucleus; ribosomal large subunit biogenesis.
UUUCCUUUGCGACUUUGUGAGCACCGUUUUACGGCAGUGAACGAAUGGAUGCCGAUGUUCCACAUGGCUACUACUGAGUUGUAAUGUGGAUUCGUUUGUCAGCACCCACGACAAGAUCUAUUUAGGCAAUUUGUACUUAAUUAACACCCAGCAAUGGGUAAGAGUAAAAAUAAUAAAUUCAAGCGUCCCCAGUUCAACUCAGUCGGUCUUCCAACCAACGCUGUAAAGGAGGUGGAAGACGACCACGAUGAAACUGAUUCUCCAGCCGGGGAGUUGCUCGAGAAAUUACAUAGUCCCUGUGCAGAUAUGAGAGAAUUUGCCUGUGCCAGCAUUUCACGGGUAGUCCAGCAGAGCCAGGCAAUCCCUGGGUUCCUGCAGAGGGAUGCUGUACGGCGCCUGGGGCCCCUGGUAUUGGACCCCAGCCUGGCUGUCAGGGAGACUGCCACAGGGGCGCUCAGGAACCUGAGUGCAUGUGGGGGACAUGAAGUGUGUGAGGACAUGGUAAAACAGGACAUAAUGACGCCUCUGACAGUGCUGCUCCGAGAUUGUUGCACUGGGUUCGAGACCAACUCCGCCCUCUCGUUGAAAGAGAAGAAAAACAAAGCAGAAGAUGUAGCCAAUGAAGCGGUUAACUUGCUGUGGAAUCUAUGUGAGAGCAGUAGCCAGGCUCUGUCUUUGUUCAACAAAGCAGGACUACUGGAUGUUGUCCUCCAGUGUCUGGAGCAACACCCACACAAUUUGGAACUGGCUCUGUCAGCUGCUCACUGUUUACACACAGUGACUGAGGACAACCAGGAGCUACUGUGCAGCAUGAACACUGCAGUGUUUGUGGCUCUGGAUAGCGUGCUGCUGUCAACACAGCCAGGCAUGGCCCACACACUGCUAAGGACCCUUGCUGCAGGGUCAGUGUGGAACAUGAAGAGCAGCCUUCCCCUGGCCCGCCAGGCCCAGACACUCAGCGCCCUUGUGACCACCCUCUCCCAGAGCCUGGAGCUGGACGCCGGCACGCUCAUCCCCGAGCUCCACCAGGCUGAGACCACCCGCCACGCCACCGCCUCCCCAACAGCCGACGCAGAGGAGCAGGGAGCGAGGGACAUGGUGGUGGAGGAAAUGGAGGACGCCGAGGAGGAGGAAGAUGGACUACGAAGGAACGGCAAGGCGGCCAAGAUAGACAGUGACUUCUCUGACCUUUUGCCUCGGGGGAAGGAGGAGCUGAGGGAGGCGACAGCCUUGCUCACAGCCCAGCAGACGUCCUUGGAGAUCAUCGUCAACAUGUGCUGCUCUGAUGAGCCGUCAGACGACGAGUGGGAGGAGAUGUCAAGCAGCGACGAGAGUGAGACGUGUCCUGACGGUUCUGCAGACGGAAUCUCCAGUCUGCUGUCCCCUUUGUGUUUGUCAGCAGAGGUUUACGGAGCGCUCACCAACUACAGCAUCCCAGAGAAGAUUCUCAAGAAGACCCAGUUCCCCAGCAGCGAAGCAAUGGAUGUGUGUUCUCAGGAUCCCAUGUGGAAAUGCCUGAUUAAAAAAAUGCAGAGGGUACAAUACCGGGCCCUUACCUGCCUACACAACAUCCUGUCUACCAUGGAUGCUGAGUCCCUGGGGGGGGCAGCUGCCCUCCAGGCUGUAGCCCAACACCUGUCCUCACUAGUCUUCAGCUCUGCAGCCAUCCCAAAGGAGGAGGAGUUUCUGGAGGCAGUCACCAGUGCCAUGCGGUCGCUGUUACAGAUGAUAGCCUCUAAAAACAUCCCACAGUGUAUGAGUCCCCAGCAGUUGAUGAGCCUGAGUGAGGCUGCGACCCGCUGUGAUGUAGUCAGUGUGAGGGUCAACGCCCUGGCAAUCCUGGGCAUCACAGGCAGCACACUUGCCAAAGAGAAGGGCACUGCAGACAACCUCCAGAUGAUUGGCAGUGCCUUACUCCAAGUAGCGUCUAAGGACCCCAACUUGGUGGUGUGUGGUGAGGCUCUGGAUGCCUUGUUUGAUGUUUUUGCGGAUGGAGAGGAGGCAGAGACCGCAGCUAAAAACAUCCUCUUACUGCCUGCCUUAAAGGCACUUCAACCUGUCUUCAAGGCUAAGAUUCGUAAAGAGGGGAAGGGAAAGUACACCCCAGAACAGCUGUGUGUUCUAGACAACAUCAAAGUCAACUUGAGGAGAUUCAUAGGCUACUUGGAGACGGUGGUGAAAAAGUAACUGCAUCCCACUGAUUGACAUGAUAUGGCUUGUCCUCUGAGUGCCCUCUGAGGCCUGGGACAAAAAUGGCCUGGGAUUUUGAAACUCCACUAUCAGUUCUUUAUCAACAACCAUGGCUGACUUUUUAUUUGCUUGUUUUGUUUCUCUUAACACAGACUCAGGUCUAAAUAAUGUAACAUUUUACUUUAUUCAGUGAGUAUUCAAAAUGAUUUUGAGUAUAAAAUAUAAAUGAGAAAAACAAUAUCUCAAACUUGUUGAAUAUGUUGUAAUGUUUGCUUGAAAGGACACAUUUUUGUGCUUGACAUAAUGCAACUUAUACAAUUAAAGUACACUUUGUUG